Molecule: messenger RNA, 2007 nt
Organism: Fragaria vesca subsp. vesca
Lineage: Eukaryota; Viridiplantae; Streptophyta; Magnoliopsida; Rosales; Rosaceae
Product: probable LRR receptor-like serine/threonine-protein kinase RKF3-like
Exons: 1
Coding region: 160-2007 (615 amino acids)
Biological process (GO): protein phosphorylation
Molecular function (GO): ATP binding; protein kinase activity
Source: RefSeq, a predicted model, not a curated record
AUCCAUAAUCUACCUCAGAGGUUUCUUCCCUCCAAUAAUAGCUCACAUUUGAAGACCAUUUCCAAGCUCCCCAAAACCCAAACCCAAAUCCAAAUUCCACCCCAACAUUCCAACAAACUCAAAAUCCUCUUCCUUAUCAUCAAAACCGCAAACCUUCCCAUGAAGAUGAUCUCAUUUCACUCUCAAAUGUCUAUUCUCCGAUUCCUCCUUCUUGUAUUAAGCUUAGGUUUUGCCACUUCCAUAACCAUCAACAAUGAAACCUCUGCACAUAGAAAUCUGGCUACUAAUCCUCUGUGUCCAUGGGACACAGCUUCCCUCCAAAAACUCAUCGACCAAAACCACCUCCCAUUUCCAUCACAGGACAUCUCCACUGAGUGCCAGUACAUGCUUCAAGGAAUUCGUCUCCUUCGAUCCGAUUAUCUCCGAACCAACGGCUCCUUCUCUCUGCCUCCAAAUGUCUUGGAUGCCUGCUGGGAUUCAUAUGAAGAUUUAGUCCACCAGUUCAUACCAGGAUUCCAGAUCAAAUCGAGUUGCGGCUACAAGACCAACUUCAUUUCCAACACUUGUAUGAACAUAACAAGUAGAUCUGAUUUUGAAAAUUUGGUUCCGGCUUUCCAGUUGCAGCAAAUCAAGUCCUCUUGUGACCAGUCUCUGAAGAACGAUUCGGCUUGUGCUUCUUGUGUGGAUAGCUUGAAUAGUGUUAGAUCAUCUUACUUCGAAGGAUCAGGUGAUGGGAAUGUUUCGGAUUGUAAAGGGUACCCUUAUAUAUAUGCUGCAGCUUUUGCUAACAGGUUUGGACCAGAUGACAUAGGCACUGCAAAGUGUGUGUUCUUGCUUGAUUUUAGUUCAGCUAGUCGAAAAUCCAAGAACCCACGUGCAGUGAUGUGGGGGAUUUUGUCCGGUUGUGUUGAUGGUUUUGUUGGGGCAGUUGUGGUGGUUUGGCUUCUUUGGGUGUGGCAUAAGAAAUGGAGGAAGAGGAGGAGAGAUAGCUUGGCUCGAGUCGAGGUACAGCCAGAUGUGGAGAGUGGUACUAAUUCGUCGUCGUUGAAGUUCAGUUUCGAAGAAAUUCGAAAGGCAACAGGUAAUUUUUCUAGGGAGAACAUAGUUGGUAUGGGUGCAUAUGGAAAUGUCUACAAGGGAGUGUUGCCAGAUGGGUCUGAAGUUGCAUUGAAAAGGUUCAAGAACUGCUCUGCUGCUGGAGACGAAGUUUUUGCACAUGAAGUUGAGGUCAUUGCUAGUGUUAGACAUGUGAAUCUUGUAGCGUUACGAGGCUAUUGCACCGCGACGGUGCCUAUGGAAGGGCAUCAGAGAAUAAUAGCUUGUGAUCUAAUGAGAAAUGGAAGCCUAUAUCAGCACCUUUUUCAGCCAGGAUUCAAGAAGUUAACUUGGUCAAUUCGACAAAAGAUUGCGCUAGGAGUCGCUCGUGGAUUGGCAUAUUUGCACUAUGGAGUGCACCCUGCUAUAAUUCAUAGAGACAUCAAAGCGAGCAAUGUACUUCUAGACGAAGCAUUCGAGGCAAAACUAGCUGAUUUCGGGCUUGCAAAGUUCACACCAGAGGGACAGACACAUAUGAGUACAAGCGUAGCCGGUACUCUUGGAUAUGUAGCUCCUGAGUAUGCUUUGUAUGGGCAGUUAUCCGAGAGAAUCGAUGUGUAUAGCUUCGGGGUUGUGCUUCUUGAGCUUUUGAGUGGGAAGAAAGCAGUUGUGGAAGUUCUUGAUGACAAUAGGCCUUUGUUGUUGGCAGAUUGGGCAUGGUCACAGGUUAGGGAAGGUGGGGCUUUGGGUGUUAUUGAAGAAGGGAUGCCAGAGUUGGGUGUGCCAGAAGUGAUGGAGAAGUAUGUGUUGGUUGCUGUGCUUUGCUCUCACCCUAUACCAUAUGCUAGGCCAACAAUGGAUCACAUUGUGAAAAUACUUGAAAAUGAUGAUACUCCAGUUCCUUCUAUUCAAGGCCGCCCAUUCUCUCUUUUAGCACAAAUGGAUGAUACAGAGAGAUCAUCAAGAAGCUAG